Eucalyptus grandis is the source of this 1535-nucleotide messenger RNA. Its product is annotated as E3 ubiquitin-protein ligase ATL4. The record is from RefSeq and is a predicted model, not a curated record. The transcript is spliced from 2 exons. Bases 201 to 1265 code for a protein of 354 amino acids. NCBI's taxonomy places the organism in Eukaryota, Viridiplantae, Streptophyta, Magnoliopsida, Myrtales, Myrtaceae.
CGCUUCAUUUUUCAUGUCUCUCUCUCUCUGCGCGACUCAGACACGCUUCGAGUUCGCUUAGCUGCAUUUACUCUCUCUCUCUCUCUCUCUACCCCGGCGCCAUUCAUUGCAAACUCCCUCGGAAUUCCCUCGUCGGCAUCCGUCGCCGCCGCCUUCGCCGCCGUCGCCGCCGUGAUCCGUUGGCCGCGCCGUCGUCCGAUAUGUACGACGCGCCGCCGUUCUUCCCCAGCGCGGAGACGCGCUUGCCGCCGUCCUCGUCGUCGUCGUCGUCUUCCUCGCCGUCGCUGUCCAACCUCAGUCCCAGCAUCAUCAUCACCCUCAUGGUGCUCUCCGUCGCCAUCAUCGUCACCACCUGCCUCUGCCUCCUCUUCCGCCACCUCCACCGCCUCCCCCUCCCUCGCUGCCUCCUCCACCGCCACCUCUCCACCUCCUCCUCCUCCUCCUCCUCCUCGCCUCCUCUCCGCGCCUCCGCGCCUCCUCCUCAGGACGGCGCCGCCGUCGUCCAUGAUGAGUCGUUCAUCGACUCGCUUCCUCUCUUCUCCUUCUCGUCCGUCACCCGCCGCUCCUCAUCGGCGGCCGACGGGGACUGCGCCGUCUGCCUCUGCAAGUUCAAGCCCCACGACCUGCUCCGGCUGCUCCCCCUGUGCUGCCACGCCUUCCACGCCGAGUGCAUCGACACGUGGCUCCAGGCGAACCGGACGUGCCCGCUCUGCCGAUCUAACGUCCACGCCUGCGAGGCCGACCUCGAGGCCCUGCUCCAAUCGUCGGCGAGGAUCCACGCGGGCGGCGACGUCGGCGGAGGAGGAGGAGGGAGGAGGAGCUUCAGGCUCGAGAUCGGCUCCGUGAGCCGGCGCCGGUCCUCCGUCGACGGAGGCGAAGCCGAGGCGCGGCGGUCCUACUCCAUCGGCUCCUUCGACUACGUCGUGGACGCGGACUCGGAGGUCGCGGUCGCCGGGGAUCGGCACCGGAGGAGCGUCUCGGACAAGGACGACGGCGCGGCUCAUCUGGCGGCGGCGAUCGCGAUGGACGCGAGCCUCGCCGCGGACGUCGCCUCGGGGAGGAGCUGGCUCGGGGAUUACAUGGAUCGGCUCUCGGCCACGCUCUCGUCGCGGACCGCGUCCUUCCGGAGCUCGAGGAGGUUCUUCUCGGGCAGCAGCCGCCGGAGCGACGCCUCCGCCGCCGGCUUCGUCAGCGACUGGGACCUGGAGGCCAGCCGCGUCGGAGAAGAAAUCAGCGAGCUCUUCCGGUGGGCCUCAGGGGUAUAAUCGGUAAGACACAAGAAGCAACACAAAAAACUCUCCCACAAUUGCUAUCUCCACUACUCACUAUUCCCGCUUCACUGGGAGCGCGCAUAGCAAAAUCCGGGAGCGGCGAUAGCAGAAACUGAGCCAGGCGGGGGCGGGCCUCGUGACUCACGAGCUGCCCCGGAAAUUCUUUUUUUUAAUUUUUAAUUUUCUUUUUCUUGUCAAUAUAAUCCCCUCUGUUUUUUCCCCCCACGUUAUAAAAAUUUUCCCCCACGAAGGGCCGAGAUCCCA